GCUUACUUCCUUUGCUUCUCUUUUAUUCACACCCGCCUUUUUAAUUUCAUCAGUUCAUCACUUCCCCCAUGUGACUCUGCCUCUCAUUCCUCUAUAAAUUCAUGGCACCAUAAUCGCAACUUAUUUUUUUGUUGCUGUUUUUCUUGGGGACCCUUUUCCAGAUUUUGUUACUCAAAUGAAUUUCCUAGGCUCUUAAAAGAAGAAUAUGCAGAGAGAAUGAGGGGUGCAAAAUCAAUUGAUUGCCGUUAAUAAAUGUGAAAAAAUUCUUCAAUUAAGGAGUUUUUUUUUUGUUUUUGCUGAUUGCAGCACACUUCAUGUGCGCAAUCUACUGUUUCAGUGAGAUUUGCAGUGAGUGAACCCACCACAUGUGAAAGAUCAUGAGGGCUUCCACCGUCUUCAUCUUCUUCUUCUUCUUUUUCAGCGUGUCCAUUGUUCUCUGCUCUGUUGAUGCUCAUCCUUAUUCCAAUGAUGACCCUUUCAAGUCUAUAUUAGGUUCGUUCUUUUUCAUUCAUCUUCACAAUGCUACUAUAUUUUGGACUGUUUUCGGGCUUGCUUCUGAUAAAGUUUGGUUCUUGGAAUGUUUUUAGCUUUUGUGGUGAUUUUGAUAACCGGGUUAUUUCUUUCUCUCUUUUUUUUUUUUUCUCUCUUUGUACGAGGUAAAAGUCUUGGUCUUGGUUUGUUAUUUUCUUGGUAAUGGUUUUCUUGUGAUGAAUUAUUGUUUAUCUUUGAAGAAAGCUGGGGUUAUACAUAUUGUUUAACUGUGACCAUCUGGGUGUUUUUUUAUGCAUACUAAAAUGGGAUUGUUCAAAUGUCUAAAGUUUUGGUUUUAGAUGUGUUGAUGAUCAUACUUUAGUAUUUGCGGAGUGGAAAGUAGUCCGUCAAAAUUUCGAGUAUUUGAUAAUGACGUGAAUUAGAGAAUUUGCCGUUUUGGUUGUAUUAGAGGGGAAACUAACUUUGAUACUUCAUUUUAUUUUUUAGAAGAUUUCUUGGCGGUGUUAAUAUUUUCUCACAAAAAUAGCCUUUGUUGUUUCCCUUUGUCUUGCAUCUGGCAUCAUUGUUAUUCUUUUUGCGGAUUGUUGACCUGGUGACGUGCUGGUUAUUGGACAUCGUUAAUAGGCCAAUUUUAUGAAUGUUUGUAUAUUUUGGUAUGAUCUUAGUAACAGCAAAACUAGUGCUGUUUUCUGGGGGGGAAGAAAAGGAUUUAUUUUGAGAUUUGACUCAAAAAGAGGAGUUUUCCAAAUGUGUGGCUUCUUGCUUCUUUUGAUUUGACUAAAUUUCACAACUCAAGUUUUGUGAUUUUGAAAUUUUUGGAGACAUGUUCUUUCAGAAUUAUAGGAUCCUUUAAAUGAAACUCUUUUCUUAUUUCGAAUUGUUGCAAAUUGUUUGAUUCUCUUAAGCAUUAUUUGUUGGUUACUUUUGUUCUUUCCUUCUUCAGUCCGCUAGCCAUUUUUCCCUUGUAGAAGUUUCCUGAUGUAGAUAUGCUGAAAUAUGUAGGACAAGAGAACUUGGGGUUGUGGAAGGAUGGAAUAUUAAGCGCAGGUGCUGCACAAGCACCAGGGCCCUCUGAUGAUCAAUCUACGGGCACGCUUAUAUUGGCAGCAAUCAGAACAAAGAGACCAGACAUUCUUUCUGGUUUUAGAAAAUAUAGAGGUGGAUGGGACAUUGGCAACAAGCAUUACUGGGCUUCUGUUGGGUUCACUGGCGCUGCUGGUUUUAUUCUUGCUAUGCUCUGGUUUAUGUCAUUUGGUUUGGCUCUUUUGGUACGUCAUUUCUGUGGAUGGAAGAUUGAUAUCAAAGGCAAUGAAUCUGGCCGGUCAGAAAGAGUUUGUUUGAUGUUGCUCAUUCUCUUCACAUGUGUGGCAGCGAUUGGAUGCAUACUUCUUGCAGUAGGACAGGGUGACUUCCGCCAAGAGGCAUUGCACACCUUGAAGUAUGUUGUCAAUCAGUCUGACUACACAGUUGAUACAUUAAGAAAUGUCACAGCAUACAUGGAACUUGCAAAAACUGUCAAUGUUGCACAGGUUUUCCUACCUUCUGAUGUCAAAGAUGACAUCGAUCGUUUGAAUACUGAACUAAAUGCUGCAGCAGAUACCUUGAAUGAAAAAACAUUUGAGAACUCAGAGAAAAUAGAGAAAGUGUUCAACACCAUACGAUCUGCAUUGAUAGCUGUUGCUGUUUUGAUGCUUGUAAUUUCCCUACUGGGUUUAGUCCUUUCUGUACUCGGGUAUCAACAUGCAAUCUACGUAUUUGUUCUCAGUGGAUGGUUGCUUGUGGCAGUUACUUUCAUUCUUUGUGGAGUAUUUGUUAUCCUGAACAAUGCAAUCGCAGACACCUGUAUGGCAAUGGACGAAUGGGUUGAUAACCCUCACGCAGAAACUGCACUAAGUAAUAUCCUUCCUUGUGUUGACCAGUCAACCACAAACCAGACUCUAUGGAAGAGUAAACAAGUUGUCGAUGAUAUUGUAAAUAUAGUCAACAGAUUUGUAGACUCGUAUGCUAACCGAAAUCGUAGACAUCGACAUACGACUUAUUAUAAUCAGUCAGGGCCACUGGUGCCCCAUCUUUGUCAUCCAUAUGAUUCCCUUCUGCAAUAUCGUAAUUGCUCAGAUCAAGAGGUUUCUAUGGCAAAUGCUUCUGCGGUUUGGCAAAAUUAUACUUGCAACGUGUCACCUGAAGGGCUGUGCACCAGUCCUGGGAGGUUGACACCGGAGAUGUAUAUGCAAAUGGUAGCCGCUGUUAACAUCAGUUACGCUCUCGAUCACUAUACUCCACCUUUGCUGAGUUUCCAGAACUGUAACUUUGUUCGUGAUACAUUCCGCAACAUCACCCUGAAUUACUGCCCCCCGUUGGAGCACUACCUUGGAGUUGUAAAUGCAGGACUAGCUAUGAUCUCUGUAGGAGUGAUGCUCAGUCUCGCGCUGUGGAUUCUCUAUGCAAACCGCCCCCAAAGGGAGGAAGUGUUUGCGAAGUUUAGUUUACGGAUUAAAAGUAGCUGCAAUGGUAAGAAAAGCUGCAGGAAUAACGUCGUCGAUUCCUCGCCUAGAAACCCUAAUCCAGGAGAUGUUCAGAUUAGAGUAGAAUAAGGUUCAACAAUAGUAACACGAUAGGAGAAAGAUCUACAUCUAAUUUAGAAGAGAUUAGAUUUUGUCCUUUCACAUCUGCCAAGCUCAAGAUGAGGCGAAGCAACACUUGAGUUGUGGGCUGCUUUUUUUUUUUUUGGGGGGUAUCAAAAUGUGUUAAGUUUACCAUCUACUAUAAUAGUAGAAGUGUUAAGUUCUUCACAUGUUGCUUCAAUAAUUG
Molecule: messenger RNA, 3300 nt
Organism: Oldenlandia corymbosa var. corymbosa
Lineage: Eukaryota; Viridiplantae; Streptophyta; Magnoliopsida; Gentianales; Rubiaceae
Source: the annotation of a GenBank genome assembly